Messenger RNA from Racocetra persica, 134 nucleotides. Lineage: Eukaryota; Fungi; Glomeromycota; Glomeromycetes; Diversisporales; Gigasporaceae. The record is from the annotation of a GenBank genome assembly.
CCUUUGACCUUGUAUUUAAUGAUAAUAUUUUAGAAAUAAUUAACUUUAAUUCAAAUGCAACUGCAUUUGAUGAUGAUAUUAUUUAUAAAAAUACUAAUAAGAAAUUAGACAAUAUAACUACUAAAGCUCAAUAA